Molecule: messenger RNA, 2117 nt
Organism: Triticum aestivum (bread wheat)
Lineage: Eukaryota; Viridiplantae; Streptophyta; Magnoliopsida; Poales; Poaceae
Exons: 3
Coding region: 113-1873 (586 amino acids)
Biological process (GO): DNA transposition
Molecular function (GO): transposase activity; zinc ion binding; DNA binding
Source: RefSeq, a predicted model, not a curated record
GGGGAUUUGAGUGAGAGUGGUUGGAUCGGCAAAGGGGUGUGAUGGAUCUGAAAAGGUUGUGAAGCAUCAAACAGAACAUAUUUGUAGUUCAACGAGUGGAAAAGUGACUAGAAUGACAAGUCAAUCUUGGGUGGCUGACAAGGCAGCAACUAUGCUUAAGAAAGAUCCAACCAUUGGUGCUGUGAAGAUACUUAAAGAGUUACAGGAAGAGCAUCAUGUCACACUUGACUAUAACACAGUGUGGAAAGGCAAACAAAAGGCAGCAACCAGCUUGUAUGGGAGUUGGGAAGAAAGUUUCAGGAUGUUGUACAACUACAAGGCCGAGAUAGAAUUGAGGUCUCCAGGGAGUAUUGUAGAGAUUGAUACAACCACAAGUGAAGGUGAAGUACAUUUCAGCAAGCUAUUUAUUGCUUUCAAGCCAUGCAUAGAUGGGUUUCUGAAUGGAUGUAGGCCAUAUAUCAGCAUAGACUCAACUCACUUAAAUGGCAAGUGGAAAGGUCAGCUAGCUGUAGUCACUGCUUUGGACGGUCACAAUUGGAUGUUCCCGGUGGCGUAUGGCUUUAUUGAGUCUGAAAAUGGAGAAAAUUGGGCUUGGUUCAUGAAUCAAGUGAAGAAGGCAAUAGGGGACCCUCCAGUACUGGCUGUUUGUACGGAUGCUUGCAAGGGUCUUGAAAAUGCUGUUAAAAAGGUUUUCCCUCAAGCUGAGCAGCGUGAGUGCUUUAGGCAUAUGUGGCAUAAUUUUCAGAAAUAUUUUCAUGGUGAUGUGUUUGGACAGUUGUGGCCUGCUGCUAGGGCAUAUAGGGCGGAAGAAUAUCAACAUCACAUGACAAAGGUGUUUGAGGCAUCUGAGAAAGCGUAUCCUUACCUUAGGGAUUACCAUAAUCUGUUAUGGAUGAGGUGCAUGUUCAAUCCUGACAUCAAGUGUGACUACAUAAAUAACAAUCUUGCUGAGUGCUUUAAUUCUUGGGUGCGAGAAAUCAAGGACUUGCCGAUUGUUCAGCUAGCUGAUAAGAUUAGAGAGAUGAUUAUGGACCUAUUUAGAAAGAGGAGAAUGAUUGGAGAGAAAUUGGUAGGGAAAAUACUGCCAUUUGUCAUACACCAAUUAAAUGCAAAGACUCGAGGACUAGGACAUCUCAAGGCUAAAGCAUCAGCUGAUUGGAGUGGAGAAGUGAAAAAUGAUAACAAAGGGGAUGAAAGACAUGUCGUCAAAACACUCACACAUGAGUGUACAUGUCUGCAAUGGCAGCACACAGGCAAGCCUUGUGACCAUGCACUAGCCUUCAUAAAUGUUUUGCAAGCUCGCAACUUUGUGAACAUGGAGGAUUAUGUGCACGAGUACUACUCAGUUAGCAGAUUCAGGGCAGCAUAUGAAGGUGUAAUUGAGCCCCUUACGGACAAGAAUCAGUGGCCACAUGUUGAUACAGGCUUUGUGUUGCGUCCACCAAUUCCAAAAGGCAAGAAAAAAGGUGCUGGAAGAACAAGAAAACAGAGGAUGAAGAGUUGGUGGGAAGGUGGAUCAAGGAAGGGAUCAUUGAACAAAUGCAACAAAUGCGGGGACGUAGGACAUAGAGAAGCCGGCUGUCCUCAAAAUGGAACAAAGAAACGGAAAAGUAUGGGGAAAAAGAAUCCAUCUCCAUGGUUUGAUGUCUCAGUUAGCAAUGUGAUUCCAUCUACACCAACCAAGAGCAAGAAUGUCGCCACUUGUAGCAGUCCUGGAGCUGUGACAAGAAGCCAAGCGGCAUCUCAAGCUAGUCCUGGAGCUGUCACAAGGAGCCAAGCAACAUCUGAAGCUGCUACUCCACCACCAAAGUCUCCAGCAAAAGGAAAGAAGAAGAAAAUGACUCCAAAGAGGAAGAAAUUAAGCGAUCUGUGAUGAACUUGUGUUAUUGCUAUGUGUGAGGUGCAGACUCACUUUAUUGUUCUGUAUGUGAGGUGCAAACUCUCCUUUUGGUCCUGUGUAAGUGAGGCAGAGACUCACUAUUAUUCUGCUAUGUGUGUGAGGUAGAGACUCACUUUAAUUCUGCUGUGUAAGUGAGGUGGAGACUCACCUUUAUUUGUUGUCAUGCAGUUCUGUAGAACCUUGCUGAACUUAUUAUAUAUGCUAUCAUGGAAUCAUU